This is a messenger RNA of Phragmites australis (common reed), 1745 nucleotides long. Its product is annotated as vacuolar protein sorting 38-like. Gene Ontology annotation, cellular component: lytic vacuole; endosome. Bases 288 to 1415 code for a protein of 375 amino acids. The record is from RefSeq and is a predicted model, not a curated record. The transcript has 6 exons. Gene Ontology annotation, molecular function: SNARE binding. Gene Ontology annotation, biological process: SNARE complex assembly. Lineage: Eukaryota; Viridiplantae; Streptophyta; Magnoliopsida; Poales; Poaceae.
UUGGGCCUUGGGCCUUCAUGCUUGGACGUCACUUCCCUUUCCUCAACCAUUCCUCUCCACGAUUCCUUCCUCCAGAAGCAGAAGGAAGCAGCAACAGGCGCCCGGCGACAGAACCACGCCCGCAGUCUCCGGAGCGGAACAAGCUAGGAGAAGCAGCAGCAGCAGCCCCCCUGCGUCUCGCUCCCCGGCGCCUCCGAUUCUCCCUACAACACCCAGAACCACCACCCGGCCACCCAUGGCGCACUCACUCCUGACUCCCCACCCGCGGACAUGAUCCCCCACCGCCGAUGGAGGACCUGGGAUCGCCGUCCGCCGCCCCUGAUCCUCCCCCGCCCCCGCCGGAGGACGACAGGUGGGCGAUCCUGCCGGCCAGCGACGCCGAGGGCGCCUACGCGCCCAAGGUCUUCCACUGGGAGGACCUGCAGCAGGACCUCGCGCGCCUCUGGAGCCUCUCCGCCGCGCUCCAAGCCGCCAGGGACCGCAAGGCGCACCUCGCCGCGCGCCUCGAGUCCGCACUAGAGGCAAGACGAGCAUUUCUCCAUCAGGAUAAUGAGUUGGCUGAAAUGAGGCAGAGACUUCAAGAGCAUGCUGAUCAUAUGGGGGAUCUGAAGAUGGACACGAAAAAUGUGUCAGAGGAUGUUGAGGAUCAAAGGGAACAGCUUUGCGUCAAGAUCAGAACGUUGUCGGUGGCAAGCAAGACUCUUGGGGCGGCACGAAGUAAACUGGAGGAAGCUAAUAAAUUGCUGUCAGGAGAAAAUGGUCGUGGACGCCUUAAAAAUCUGGAACAGAAGUUGCUGAUGAGACAGCAACAUAUGAUAACGCAAGUUGCUCAGAUAUAUCCUGUAAAGCCUUUGGAUGAACAGUCUCCAGAUCACAAGCCCAGCUUAACUUCCAACAUCAUCAAAACAAGCAAUGCUGAAUCAAUGUCGCCAAAUGGCUCCCAAAACAGACCUUUGGCCAUAUUGGGUCUACAGUUAUCAAAGCUUUCUGUGAAAAAGGCCAGCUACUUCAGUGACAAGACAGAGUUUCAGAAAUCUACUACUGUUUUGGGAUAUGCUGCACAUGCAGUCUCCCUCAUUGCAUCAUAUCUCAAUGUUCCUCUUCGAUAUCCUUUGCGCUUUGGAGGUUCACAGUCAUAUGUUCUCGAUCAUGCGCCUUCAGUUGAGCCAUCAUCUAUAACCUCAGUAUUAAGUUCUGUCCCUCGGAACACAAGCAUGAGGACAAUGGAAUUCCCUCUGUUUUUUGAUGCCCAGGAGACAACAAGAUCAGCCUAUGCAAUGUUCUUGUUGAACAAGGAUAUUGAACAACUUCUGAAUUACAUUGGUGCUGAAAGUCUUGGGCCGAGACAUGUAUUAGCUAACCUCAAGCAGCUGACAACGAUCAUCCAGUCACAACAAUACAUUUCUAUUGAUUAGUUUGACCCCAGAUACAAUUUUGGAGUUCUGAGUGAGUUUAGUCCAGAUGUGGGUGGUGCUAGUUUUAACAGGCACCUCUUUUUUUCCUUAUGACAUAGAAGAGUCAAAUUGUUUCUCUGUUCUGAUACAUUCAUGUAAAUGAGUAAAUCAACAUGGUGUAAAUUGUUCUCACUUCCAGGUGUACAGGAAAGAUGUGGGUGAUAACUGAGAUAUUAGCGGCAAGUAUAGCUGCUUGUUCCGGCCAGACUUGCUGGGUGUUUCAGUGUGUUUCGUAUUAGUAAUGUAAACUUGGUAACUUUUGGCCGACUAGCUAGCGAUCUUUCUUGUACC